CUAUAAAGCAGACUGCAGAAGGACAUCCGAAUUCAAGCCUACGAGAGGAGAACAUUUCUGCUAACCGUAGUAAGUAUAUUGUACAGUGCGGAGAUUGUGUAUUUUUCUAUUCAUUGGUAUAAUAGAAAGAAAAAACAAAAACAGAUUUCACAGUGACUUAAGGAUUUUAAAAAAUACUAUAGAUAUUUAUUUUUUAUACUUAUUAGUUCUAUUUAUUUAUUUUUUAUUUCUACAGUAGGAAAGAGUUAACUAAAUCAUUACGUAUUCAUCAGAGAUACAUUUAACUUGCUUAUUGAAUAGGUAGUAUCAAUUUUUUUAAAAUAUUGGUGCUAAAAUAAUUGGUGAUGUGUACAAUGUGCAACACAUUAAACUUACAGAAUUGUAAGCUAUCAGUUUUAACUUACACACCUGUCCAUUUUACACUAUGUUUAUCCAAUUUUUUGUUUCCAUAUAAUGUUCAUAUAAAAGAUCUUUUUCUACUCAAGUAAAUUCAGUGUGUUGCACAUUUUACAAGGUUGUGUUAUAUUUUAGUACCAAUUAUUUUUCAAUUUGAGUGAUUAAAGUGCGCACACACAUAUAUAUAUAUUCAUGUAUUGUAUUAGAUAGUGUUUAGAAAGUCCACUUGUUUUGAGAGCUGCUGUUUUAUAUUUAAUUUUUAUUGUAUGUGGGCAUAGUCACUUAUAUAUUUUUGGAUUAUAUUAGCAUCAAUAUUGUCGCCUCACUUUGAAGAACUUCAAAAUGUUCUAUCUUAAAACAUUCAGCGAAAUCACAUAUCCUUAUAUAUAUAUUUUUGUCUUCUUUUGUUUAAAGAAGGCUUCCUGUUAUCUUUGGAGAGAAAAUUCUAAAAAGCUGAGACAUGAAUCUUGCUGUGGUGUGUGUAGUGUUCUUUUUGGCUGUGACACAAACGUUGUCUGAGGAGAUGGAAUAUAAUGAAGACCGGUACUGGCCUGAAAGCAAUCUACACCAGGUGAGUCUACAAUAUUUAAUGCAUCACUAUACCACUUAUCUGGUUGUUGACUCAUUGUCAUUGCAACACCAAAAUAGUAUUGUUUGUGAUUUAAAACCCUUUUGGAAUAUAUUGCAAUGUUUGCACAUUUUGUGCAUGUUUUUUUUUUUUUUUUUUAAACCUAUGUGAAUAUUUAUUCUUCAGAAUUUCCAUUAAUCCUAUAAUACCAAAUGUUACAUUCUAGUGUAUCCCAGUCUGGUCACUAAAACCCUUAGAAAUGGAUGGAAUUAAGGAAUAAAGAGGCUCUUUUCCAUAUCAUACAGUCUCUUUAUUUAUUUUUUUAGAAGUCAUGUAACUGGAAACCCACUUAGUCUCUAAAGUAAACUUAGCAGGUCGAUUUUUAUGGAUGAGGACAUUGUGCACACUAGAGGAUUUUUUUUUACCUGCAAUAGCAGCCGUUAAUGUCAUUUGCAAUGCACAUGACUGAUGUUAAUGUACUUACUGUAUGUGGAGAUCAUGUGGGACUUGGCCAAGACAAUCAAGGAAAAAAAGACAAAAAAAUUAACUGGGUGGAAGAGAACAGAAGGACAGUUGCCUUAGUUUGUACAAUGUCCAAAGUUCCUUAUUGCGGUCAUGUGUGACCACUUAGACAGUGGCUGCAGAAAAUUAGAAGUGCUACUUAUGUGGACACAAACCAAUGCAAUGCCAAUACUGAUAUCCUGAGGAGAAAGUACCCUAAACAUCAUAGGUCUAAACAAAAGAGCAGGAAGAAUGACUCCUUUGAUUGCAUACUUUGUUUGUAGUUUUAGUAACACUGGCCAUUUAUCAUUAAAAAAAAAUUAAUAAUAAUAAUAAAAUUCCAGGUGACAUUACCAUCAGAUAAUGUUAAUGUAUGAUUGGUUUUACGUUUUAGAAAAAAAACAAAAAACUAAUUCAUCCAGUAACCUUUUUGGGUUUGAUGACAGCCUCUUACAUGCAGUAAUAUAGCAAUAAUGAGGAUUUAAUUACUAGGAAGAAUGGACUCAAGAAUAAGUAAUUGCCGGAGAUCAUCAAGUAAGUAGGUGGAGAAGGGGGUGGAAGAACAGAAAAUAUAUUAUGAAUAAAUUAUCCUUAUGUUUAUUUCAUAAUGCAGUACUCGUUGCCUACAAUGAAUAUGCAUAAACUAAGCUCAUUAUUUAAACCAGCCUUAUAUACUGAGAAAUAUCACAAUGCUAUAGAGAAAUGAGAAAAAAGACAAUUUAGAUCCAGUACUUAAAAUAUUCAGAAAAACUGCUACGAAAUACAAGUGUCUCUCUUGUAAUUACUGUCAAUUUCAUUGCAUUAAGUAUCCAAAUGCUGUAACUGCAAGUACUUAAUUUUAAUUUACAUUUUAGCAAAAAGGGGGGAGGGGGAUUAAUCUUGACUUUCACGCGGUAUUUGGUCUUAGUGAUUUUUUACCUUGGAAUAACGGAAUAUUAACACUGGAUGUGAUAGAUUGCAGCGCACAUUUUUAAAGCACGCACUUAAUUCAAUUAAAUUUAUGAAAGCAGUCAAUUAAAUUUUCCCCAUUUUCCUCUUCCCUUUUUGAAUAACACAUUAAUCUGACAAUCAGAGGGCAAAAUGCUUCAACAUCACAGGGAUGUGAACAAAUUGUUGUUGCUUUCUUUAAUAUACAAAACACAUAGCAACAAUUCUGACGUAUAGAGUUGUUGAAAAAGGGGUAGAAUCAUGUUAAAAAAUACAGCAAGUAUAAAUAUGUAUUUUUAUAUGUAUAAAACCCAACAAAAUACACAACAAAGGGCAACACCAGAGAAGAAAAAUAACGGGAUAAAUAUAGUACAAUUACACAUUUCUUCACUAAAAUGUAGUUAUAAAAAGACUUCUCCAAAUCUACAUAAACCAUGAAAUAAAAAACAAAUAUCUAAUAAAAAUAUAUAUAUAGUGUAAUACAGUACUUAAUUUAAAUUACUGUGGAUUUGUGGUAUAUUGCACUCACAAACGAAAAUUGAUUGAAGGCAAAUAGAUUCAAUUGGGGUAACAAACGGAAACUUAUUUUGCGGAAGUCGAAAUCAUGAAUCAAAUGAAUAUGCCCAUCCACUGCACAAUUCGUUUGUUUCUCUAUUUGGAAUUUGGGAGUUCAGGUGAUCACCUGAAUUUACCUGAAUUUAAGACUCAACAUCAGACAAAUUAUGGUUCGUAACAAAACGAAUCUCCAAGUCUACAAAUUAACUCUAUAUUUUACACACAGUGUAUUCACACCCAUGCAAUAUUGGUUCAAUUACACAUAUUUGGUAUUUCACAUUAGUAAUAUAAAUAGAACCCAAGGAAGAGGUAUUACCAGUAAUUGGCUUGCUUGUGAUAACACCAAUAAAUAUGAUACUAAAUAGUACAAGGAGAAUUAGCUCCCACUCUUUCUGGGCUAUAACACCCGUCAUCACUAUCCGGUUCUUGUUGUAGAGCGAAUUAGCUAGUGACCAUUCUAUGGGACUUUACUAACCACUGCUAAGAUCCAUAGUGAUAACAGAACACAGACUAUGAAUUCUCAAACAGACUACGUCCUUCCAAUGGUUCCCGUUCCUUAUGCCUGACCCAAAAAUAUUGCAGACAUUUUAUUGAUCAAGAAAGUAUACGUGCAUACAUUGCAAUAACAAUAUGGGAACAUGGACCGAGCAAUGAUGAUUAAUAUGCAAAAAUUGAAUACUGUUAGCAGGGCUUAAAUUCCAAGUCCUAUUAGCCAAGCCUUAAAAGUUACUUGAACUGCAAGCCUGAACGACUCAUGGCACACUCACCAGUGUACAUUUCUACUCACCAGAAUACGUUUUCACUCUCAAGGACUACUGGUGAGUGUAAAUGUUGAGCCCUGUUGUUAUGAAGGAGGUAAAUGUAUAAUUGCAUGAAUUUGAUUAUAUACUUUGAUCUGUGCUUUUGCUUGGGAUUUUGCUAAACGCACACCAUGAUAAUAUGGUAUUGAAAAUAUAUAACUAGAACGUAUAUAUAUGGUAGGUGAUCUUUAAUAAAUACCAAUAAAGCUUUCUGAAUUUGCAUUGUUCUGUCCUUUCCCUCAUUAAGGCAAAGUUUUAAGGUAUUGCUGUGAUAGAGAUCUUGUAUUAAAUAAUAGCUUUUGUGUUUCGCACUUACAAAUGCAUUGCAAGGUCACACGGUUCAUGGCAGUAGGCAUUUAAGUGCUAGGUUUGCUUUCAUCUUUCAUCUUUCAUUUAUUCAUCUAUUGUUAUUUUUUGUUUCAUGUGGAAUUGCUGUGGGUGUGAAUCCAUUGUGUCUCUGUAAGAGCAUUCAUUUUUUAUGUCACGAAUAUGAGCAUGAAAGUGUUCAAUGUUGCUCCUCUCUCAUUUGAAUCUAGGGGUCAUUUCCUGAUUGCCAGGGAUCAACAGAAUAAGUAUUGCAUGACAUCUGAAUAUCAUUAGAUUUUAUGCUUUUCAACUACUUUACUGUUGUUUAGAGGUGCCCACAAUAAUCAAUUUACUAAUAUCAUAUCAAGUGACAUGAGGGGCACAUCGGUAUAGAAAAUGGUAUAGUGUUCAAUCCACCAUAAUUUGUUCUUGCAAAUAAUCAUGUACUAUAAUAAUAAUAAUAAUAUUAAUAAUAAUUAUUAUUAUAUUGGUAUUAUAUAGCUCCAACAAAUUCAGUAGAGCUUUGUAGAAUGUCAUUAUAAACCAUAGUAUCAAGCAUGCUGUCCACUUGGCAUAGAUUAAACCCAAUUCAUCCAAAGACCAUUAGUGCUGCUACAACAAAGUUUUAGUUUCUAAAUGUUUUAUUAUAGUGAAUCGGUCAGAUUCUGCAAAUAUAGGGAUCAUAAACAAUAUAUAUGAAGUUAGCCAAAUAUAAAAUGUUGCCUUAUUGGCAUACAUCAUAUUUUUCAUUAAAGGAAUAUCACACAAAAAUAAAAAAAAUAAAACAAAAAAAAGUUAAAUAUGCUCUCUUUUGCUAAUCAUUCCUAAUAAAACAGGGUAGACCAUAUAUUCAGCUCAAACAUAUUUGAAAUUGUAGCAUCAUAGGGGGAAUUAACCUGGUUUGUUAAUUUAUUUUUCCAUUUUUUCUUUCUCCUUCCAUUUUUGUUUUUUUUCUUCCCUUUUUUUCUUCCCUUUUUUCCUUUUCUUUUCCUUCCUCCCUUCUGCUUUUCCUCUUUUAUUCUCUCCCUUUUCCUUUUCCCUUUUUUAUUGAAGGGUUGGUAUGCUAUUAUUCUAGUAAGGUACCAGUCCAUAAAUUCAAAAGUCGAUUUAAUUUUGAAUUGAAUAGAUCUAUCCAAAGAACCAAUGAGGCUUCAAUCCAGUCCAUAUUAAAUAGAAAAUAAAUGUUAGUUUGUAGUAACAAUAACAGAGGGGGUGAGGGAUCAAUCCAGUGAUGUUAUAAACAUUUACGUGCUGCAGACGGGAUUAUGUGGACUAACUUUGGAGCAUAAUUAAGGAAAGAUUGGCCAAAAAGGUCAAUGUCCUGGAAUCUAAGGGAACAGAUAAGGGGGUAACCCUAAACAAAUUGGUAACAAAAAAGAAGGAAAGAAUCUGUUCCUAAUAUCAAUAUCAGGUGUAUCGAUACAGAUAAAAACUAAUAGUGUUGCUAAAAAUCUUGAAGAUACUUUAUUAAGAAUACCAAAAAACAGACAAUGGACAUAAAAAAAGCCCUAUCUAUGACUACCUGACUUUAACAAAAGUCAAUUCUAGUAGUCAACACAGAGAGCACAAAUGUAAGGAGUAGGGGAGUAAGGGAUGAGACAUAUAAGUGAAACGAUAAACUGAGUAAAUAGACCUCGCUAUAGCAAUAUAUACCAGUGUAUAAAAAGUAUGUCUAAUACACUGAAGGAUAUCCAAAUUAUAUUAUCAAGUAGACAUAAUAUCUAAGGCAAAUAGCCCAAACUCAGAAUAUAGUUAACACAUAGAUAAAAAAGGGAGGGGUGGGGAUAGAUUGAGUUAGCUGAACUAUCAGAAAAUCCCUUGAGUUCAACUAUGAUAGCAAUAUGUAUCAGUAUAUCGGGAGUAGGUCUGACACAAUAAAAUGUAUUUAAAAGGUGUAAUUAAGAGAAAGUCUUAUUUAGUAGGGCAGUCAGCCAAAACUCAAUCUAUGGUUAUCACCACAACUGUUGGAUGCCACAUGGAGGAAAGCUAAUCUCAGCAGUUUCUUGUUUUCGUACUGUGUUGUCCGGUCUCUAGAUUACAAGCAUAUCAGUAAAGAGAACCACGCAGACGCCAAAAUGCCUUAAUCAGCAUUUGAACUGAAGAUAGAAACUGAUUUAGCUUCCUGAUAAUGAUGGGAUUGAUAUUACAUGUUUAUAAAUAAUGUCAUAGAACUAUAAAGUUACUACAUAGUAGUGUGCCAAUGGAUAAUUGAUAACUUGGUCGUUAGACAUCAAAAUGCUGCAGUUUGUAAUGUCUAGCACAUACAUUUAGAGAUAGCUGGCAAUCUGGAAGCUCAUGGCUAAAUAUAAAUGAUAAAGAGUAAAGUAGCUGGAAUGGUGCUUUCGUGGGCACCUUGUACAGAAAAGACAGUAUGAAAGUAAAGAAGCACAGGGAGCUAAAGCAGUCCUUAAUAGUCGGAUGCUGUAAGUUCUCAAUAGUUGUGAUGGGAAUACCCUGGUCGAUAACUAGUUUGUUUAUUUUACAAAGACGCCUGUCAACCAUCUAAGUUCCUAUGGUACCUGAAUGGCUGUUUGGUAUAGCCUGUGGUAAAUAUACACCCGCAAAAAAGGGUGCCGUGGAACACCGGAGACAAAACUAGAUUAAUGAUAAGCGUCGAGCCCCGACGUGCUUUUCGCCUGGAUUAGAGGCUCAUCAGGGGGAACUGACUCCCCGAUGUGGUAGGGUUUAAAUAGCCCGCCCCUGAAACUGAUUGGUCGCGUUUGGAAUCAGGGGAUGUGAAGCCACCGUACCUCUUCACAUCAGUUCCCCCUGAUGAGCCUCUAAUCCAGGCGAAACACGAGUCGGGGCUCGACGCUCUACAGUCUACAUCUCUAGACUGUUUGGUACACUGCGCAGAGUUCCAAUCUACUUCAAAUGUGACUGGAAAAAUAUAAAGAAAUAUAAGGAAAAAAUCCAACUCUCUUAUUUAGCACACAUUUAGCAAAAUAUUUAAUGGUUUAAAUCAACAAUUUCUAUUUCUUUUUUUCAAUUUGACAUGAUGUUUAAAACUAUAUAGAUAAUAGUAUAGAGUAAACUUAUAAUGUCUGAGUAUUAUAUUUAAAGGAUAUUAUGGCACUAGAAAAAAUGCAGAGGUAAAAUACAAAAUUAAUAAAGGGCAUGGGAGAUUUUAGUAAUGAAGAAAGGUUAACAAAUUUAAAUCUGCUUAGUUAGAAAAAUAUUAUACAAUUAUAUUCGCGACCAAUACAAACCAUUAUCUGGAAAUCUAUUCAUAAACAGGACAUAGGACACGAGAUAACCCAUUUAGCCUAAAAUAAGGGAGAUUUAAGGUUAAGGCAAAGGAUUUUUUAAAAGUAAGAAAAAUAAGGAUGUGACAUUCUCUGCCUGAAGAGUUGGUUUCAUCAGUCUCUACAGCAAUUGGAUGAAUACUUGAAAAAAAAACAACAUAAUAUUCACUAAUACAACUUUUAAUAGGUUGAGUCCAGAAGGAAUAUUUUCCAAGUUUAUUGCAAAAUUGGGAAGUGUUUUGAAGCAGAGGUUUGUUUUCCCCUUUUUGGGAUCAAAGGCUGAACUUGAUGGACACAAGCAUCUUUUCAACCUAUGUAACUUUGUAUCUUGAAUAGAUUUAUUGUUAACUGGAAAAAAAUUAUAUACUUGCAUACCUAUUUGAAGGGCACAUCUUGAGACUUGACAACUCUUUGUAGACCUUGAAGCUUUAGAUCUAGCAUUAGAUACUAUGAUCUAUAAGAUCUCUUCCCCUCCAGGCACACCAAAUUAUAUUAUAUACUGCACCAAAUUUGGUUCACUGUCAACUAAUGUGAGGGGAACUGCAUCAGAGGCAUGCCCCUGUUUACUGGUGAAACUAACCAUUUUUAAACAUUAGGAUCUAUAUUUUAUUUUGUAUCAAGCUGUAUAUUCUCGCAAUCUAUCAAACUUCAGAAAAGAGCAAAGAAAGUUUUUUGGUUUUUUUAAUAUACUUUUAAAACCGUAUGCUUGAGGAUGAACUACUUUUAGAAAUGCCAUUGAAAACAACGGUAUCAUAUGGCUUGGAUGAUAAAAUGUACUAAUGAUCUCAGGUCAAUCCAUCUGACAGGUUAAUACAUUUCAUUCAAAUCAAUACAUUUAGCCCUAGUUUGGUUGCAUAACUUUGACAUUGGUGCUUGCAGAGCCUUGACCAGCAAUAGAGAAAGAUUAGAAGUCAAUUUAACAUAGAUAAUGAUAAAUAAAGAACUCUUGAGUCAAUAUGUGAUUAGUCUAAAAGUGACAAGAGCACAAUGAGCCUUUCCAAAGUAUAAUUGUUAUCAAAGAGAAUAAAAUGAGAAAAAAUAGUGUUUGGAAGUGACAGCAAGAAACAAAAGCAAUGCGUUUAGGUUUAGCGCAGUUACUUUUACUCUACAAUGAUCACUUAUCAAAUUCAGACACCUUAUUUCAACCAGUAAAUAGUGUAUUUUAUUUCAAAUGUGAAGAGCUAUUAAGUAAAGAUCAAGGGACUAAAAUUAUUCUCAUUACAAUAACGCUAUUGUACAUCCAUCCAUCUAUCCAUUCUGAAUUACAAUAGCCUAGGCUUGUCUUUGAUAAAGACGUCACGCUUAAAACAUUAGGGUUCUAAUGAGAUCUUCCUCCAGCAAGUGGCAAUAGUUGGCUCAGGACUUUAAUUAUAUCUUAAAGGGGUACUUUACACACCAUAGUCACUACAGUUUGUUGUAUUAAUUAUGAUACUAGGAGUCUGCAGGACCAUUUUUGUGUCAAACUGUUUUCAAGCAGUUUGACACAAACUGAUUAUGGUCCUGACAAAACUGAUUAUCUGAAAGACUCAGCGAGUCAAUUGAAUUUCAAAAUUGAGAGUUCUAGAACAGAGGUGGACGAUAAAGGCUGGAAGGUGAUGAGGAGCAAAUGAGAGGAACCAGGCUAUGGGAUGCUAGUGUGAUCCAUGGUUUGUGUCAAGCUGCUAAAAAUAAUUUUACAAAGAACUGAAGAAUGGUGUCUGCAAACUCCUAGCACUAUAACCAUAACAAUAAAGUAUAGUGGUUAUGGUGCUUAGAUUGACCCUUUAUCAAAGGUGCUUAUUUGUAUUGCUAUAAACUGAAGAGGAUUAAUGUUUCUGAUUUUGAAGCAAGGAGGUGUCUUUUUUCCAGCCUGCUCACGAACAUCACUGGUGACAUGAAUUGUAGACUAUGCUAGCUUUAGUGUAUCUAUAAUCUUAAUUGUAUUAAUGACAGGAGGCGAGUAUUUUGCUUAAGACUUUCUUUACUUAAGCUUCACAGCAGCACUUUUUUUAACAUAGUGACAGUGUAACUGCGAACAAACAGGAACAGCAAACGAACAGUAAAUGAAUCAGAUGAGAGUUUCAGAAUGCCAGACGAGAAAGUUGAUGCUUGAGAGGGAACAGGAAAGUAAACAUGUCCUCUUUGGAGAGCUGAGAUGAUGCUUGAACUGGAACUGCAACUAGACUUGUCCUCUUGAGGGAGCUUUAUGCUGAAACGAGAGAGCAGAGUCGAAACCAAGGAUUAAUCCGUGAAUUGGACUUCUAAAAUUAUGUCAUGCAGUAGUUAGAGAUCAUAUAUUAUAGCCCGCCUGCAACAUAGCCUUAAACCACCCACCCCAAGGGUGUAACCCCUUGCCCCCCCAGAGCAGAAAGACAUUGCGUAUUUACUCUUGUCGUAAAUGAACUUACCUACAGAGGCGACCCUAGGGGGGGGAAACUAAAGUGAAGGGUGGGAAAUACUCGCCUCCUGUCAUUAAUAAAAUUAAGAUUAUAGGUACACUAAAGCUAGCAUAAUCUACAAUUUUAUGACAUGACAGGAGGCUUCGUAUUUUGCUGUUUUAAUGCACCCCGAGAAGGGCUAAGGAAGCGUGCACAGCCGGACGAAAAUAGAAGUUGCGGAACGUCUGUUCCCGGGACCAGUCUGCUGAGUGAAGAAUGUCCCGAAGUGAGGCUCCAGCGUUGAAUGCUCCUGAUGCCGCCGCUCCUCUGAUGGAGUGGGCUCCGAAGGAGGUUUCAAUCACGGCCAGGAAGAGCAACCACCUAACUCAUCAGGCAAGGGUCGUGGUUGACACUGGAUUAUGUGGUCGGACGUAUGAGACCAAUAAUUGGCUGGAGGAGGUUGAACAGAGAGUGGAGUUGAGUAAUAAAUAACGAGAGAGAAGUGAUACCACACACAAUUUUGGAUGGUUAGGGAAAUAAGGGUAAAAUACCGAAGAGGAGUUUGAUUUAGUCCGUCUGGACAAGGAAAAGGUGACACCUUCAGGGGAAAAGUUGAUAGCAUCAUGGUCAAAAGCUUGAACAUCCGACACUCGUCUGAAAGACACUAAGCAAAGUAACAGAGUGACUUUUGCUGAGAGAUGACGAAGGGAGAGAUCUUCGUUGCUCAGCCAAGCUUCUAGGAAAUGAAUCAUUGGGAGUGUUGGGGGCGAGCCAGUUUAAUGCCCCGUAAUAGUCUACAAACCUGCGGGACCUGGCCAACUGGAGCUCCGUGUAGAGGAACAUGGGCUGUCGAGAUGGCCGACCGGGCAACGUUGAUGGAUCGGUAGGAUUGGCCUAGGUCGAAAAGAUGCGAGAGGAAAUUCAAUAUGAACUGUCUAGGGGCUGUAAAGGGAUCGGUAUUCUGUUCCAGGCACCAAUUGCACCAAGCACCCCAGGAGGAAAGGUAGCAUCUUCUGGUUCCAGGGGCCCAAGAAUCCCAGAGGAGUUCCUUAGAUCUCUGCGAUAACUCUCCGAAAUUCCAGUUUGAAAGAGUCCAAGCCACUAUGUGGAGGUGGCCUUGUAUUAUCAUCGGAUGAGGGUUUCCUUGAGGGUCCUCUAGGAGGUUGAGCCAUAGAGGUAGAAGGAGGGGAUGUUGGCAGGAGAAGUCCAGGAUAUCCGGGAACCAUGCUUGGCCCUGCCAGAGUGGGGUGAGUAGUACAAGCGUGACCUGUUGUCGGCGAAUCUGGAGAAGGACUCUUGGACUCAUCGCAAAUGGAGGGAAGGUAUAGGCUCCUGUCGUCGGCCACUACUGAAGGAAGGCAUCUACUGCCGAGCAUUCUGGGUCUGGUAGCCAGCUGAAGAACCGUGGGACCUGAAAAUUCGUCCGGGAGGCGAACAGGUCCAGAAUAAACGGGCCCCUGAUUUUGGAGACGUGGAAGAAAACUGAUCUGUGUAGGCGCCAGUCACUGCCGUCUCUCCAAUGUCGGGAGAACCAAUCCGCAGUAAUGUUCAUCUCCAUGGGAGAUAUUCUGCCCGAAGUGUGAUGUUGCGUUGAAAACAAAAAUUGUAGAUGUCCUUUGUCACUUCGGAGAGGGUGUGAGAUCUGGCCCCGCCCAAUUUGUUGAUGUAUUGGACGGCUGAGAUAUUGUCCAUUCGAAGGAGAAUACAACAGUCUGAGGUGAUUGGCCAGACUGCGGAUUGCAAAUGAGCCUGCGAUUAACUCCAGACAAUUGAUCUGGAGAAAGUUUUCUGCGGUGGUCCACGGUCCCCCAGUGGAAGUUGUAUGACAAGUUGCGCCCCAGCCUUGGAGGCUCGCGUCUGAUUCCACCACAAAGUCCGGAGUGGGGACGAAAAUUGUUUUGCCGUUCCAGCCAAACAUGUGGCGGAGCCUCCAGUAGAGUUCAUCCCUCACCUUGGUAUUGAUAGGGACCCUCUGGUCGUAUGAUGGAUGGGUCUGGAGGAAUUGAGCUUUCAAGCGUUGCAUCACCCGAUAGUGAAGGGGACCUGGGUAGAUUGCCUGAAUGGAAGCAGAAAGCAGGCCUAAAAUCCGAGCUAAACCUCUGAGAGGUAGAUCCACUUGUCAAAGCAUCUUGCGUAGUUCCUUCCUGAUCGCAGUUAACUUGGAUUGAGGUGGGCGAAGAACACAGGUGGAGGAGUCGAUCUUGAAGCCGAGAAAUUGUAUGACUUGGGAUGGGGACAGUGAUGAUUUCACUUGGUUGAUGACAAACCCCAAAAAUUCGAUCAAUGAGGAUGUGUAGUUGGUCUGCGAUCGCAAUCUGGAUGCGUCGUCACAGAGUAGCAAGAGGUCGUCGAGGUAGAUUAAGCAGCAAAUGCCCCUUGCUCGAAGAUGUGCGGUGACUGGCUUGAGCAGUUUGGUGAAGCACCACGCAGUGGAACUCAGGCUGAAUGGAAGGCAGGUGAAUUGGAAAAUCCGGUGGUGCCAAAGAAAGCAGAGAAAACGUCGACUGGGUGGAUGUACUGGUAUGGAGAGGUAAGCAUCCUUGAGGUCGAGUCGGGUGAACCAAUCGCCUGGUUGGAGAAUGUCUCUGAGGAGAUGUAUCCCUUCCAUUUUGAAAUGCCUGUAUACCACGAAGGUAUUCAAUUGGCGAAGGUUGAUUACCAGGCGGAAUUCUCCUGAUUUCAAUCGAGAAGGAUACUUUGAGAUUUUGACAUUAUCGGGUAAUGAGGAGAACCUGUUUGAGUAGAGAGAGAAUAAAACUCUAUAGAAUAACCCCGAACUGUGUUUAGAACCCAGGUAUCUGAAGACAGCGUCUUCCACAUGUCUACACAAUGUAACAACCUGCCCGCAUGAUAAACCGUAGAAAGGUGAAAGGUAGGAAAUCUCACCUGUUGGGUAUCUGUUGCGUCCACGGGCUCUGCUUCCUCUUCCCCUAUCUGCCCUUUGGGUGUAGAAGCCCCUUGAUUGAUAGUUGGGGAAGAACGAUGAAGUGGGGGGUCACUGGCAUUGGCUAGUGGCCCAGAAACGGCUGACUUUAUGACCCCUUGUACGGCCAGCCCUGCCAAAAACCCGUGAGGGUUGUUGAUAAAAUACUCUUUUCAUGGAUGACUGUGCCUUGUUCAGUGUGGCGUAUAAGUUUACAUGUUUGUGUAACUCUUUAAUAUAGGGUUCUCCAAAUAACAGACCCUUGGCCUUGGGGCCCAAUUCUUUGGUUUCCAAGUUGGCUAGUUUGGCAUCCAUGCGCAGCAGCACUGCUUUUCUACGCUCAGUACAGAGGGAUGUUUUUGCAUUGCCCAGCAGGCCAAUGGAGAGUAGUGCUCAUUCUCUGAUCACAGAUGGGCACUACGCUCCAUUUGCCUGCUGGGCAAUGCAAAUUCUUCAUUAGCCAGUAGUAGAAUUUUCGCCAGGGGCCCCAGGAUAUCUAACAUCUUGUCCUGGGUGAGGCGUAGGCUACGUUCAAUGCCCUUUUUUGGGUCACAGACAGAUCUGGCUAGAUAUGUGUAGAGCAGCAUAUCAAACUCCGGGGUCAUAGCUACCUUGUCCGGCAGAGUAGGCCUAGGACAUUCAGCUCUUAGGCGCUUGCGGACCUUCUGGUCUAAGGGUCUCUGGGAGAGAUGGUUUGGGAGUGACCAUUCUGAUGACCGAGGAUAUCUAAUCUUUCGCAGGUCAAAUAGAGGUUGACCAAGUGUAACCAGAAAGUAUUCAGUGUCCUCUGAUGGAUUCGAUUCGGGUACCGUAUCCUCAGUUGUGGGGACUCAUAGUAUCUUGAGGGAAAGGUGCUCCUCUGAAAGAUGUCUCAGGCCAGUCCUCUUCGUCUUCUGAAGAGUGGCCAGCUUGCCAUUCAUCUAGAAUGGCCAAGGGGUGUAAGUCGAAAGAGUCCUCCUCCUCUUCAGAGUAGGCUGGAUGGAGUGUUUCUCUUUAGCGUCCGCCUAUUUGGGGCAUUUCGCCGGUUCUUUCUCCUUGCGUUUGAGUGGUUCUGUCCCAUCCCCUUUCUAAUAUCGUUUAUUGGAUUUGGAAGGGUUCCUUUUUGUGGAAUCGGAAUCAUCCGCAUCUUCAUCAGAAAGCGGGGGCUCAGAGAUUUUAAGAUCUUUGUGCUCAAUGGGCAGUACCCGAGCCAAGGCCUUUUUUUAGUGAGGCGGCAACAGCUGCAUUUAUAAUUGCUUGCAAGUUUUGAUCUUGAUUUGAAGCCUCCAUAGCAACAGUGUUGGUACCUAUGGGGCAGAAUAGGCCAGUAUUAGGAUGUAUUUUAAGGCCGUCUUUAUAUAUCACAAUAUUUUAAAAUUCCACAGUGCAAGUUGCAAUUGGGGAUCACCCAGUAUAAAUAACCUCCGGGAGUAAUUAUUCAAAACCGUGUAGAGGUAUGGUGGCACAGGCAAAGCGGGCCAAUCAUGGGCUGUAUAACUUAACAGCAAUCAUAAAUCAUAUUUAGGGAUUUACCCUUAAAAACUCACAGUAUUAGUGUGAUAAAAUAUUUGGCUGAAUGAUAUUGGGGGUUUCUACAACGGUAUGGAAGUAGAGUAAUUCAAUAAUAUGAUUUGGUCAAUGUAGUAUUUUCAAUUCACCACCAGGGGGAGUUAGUAUAUGCCAUCCCUAUGGUGAGUAGAGAAGUAGAGUCUACUCUGUGAGGGAAGAUUUUCCUGGGGGAACUUAAACCAACAUGAGGUAUGAACAAGAGCAUAAAAUGAGGAGUUUUAUUAUUUAUUAUUUAUUUAUUUGUUUUUAUAAAGUGUAAUACUGCCGCGACGAGCGGUAAAAUGGCUGCCGUGCGGCUAGAAUGGGUGCAGAUCGUGGCUCCAAGAAAAUGUCCGCCACGAUCUCGCGCAUGCGCACUAGAGGGAGAGAUCCAAGAUGGCCGCCCUGCACACUCAGGGCCGUUGGAGGCGUUCUCCACGGCCCAGAUAGCCCGGGUAUGCCGACCACAAUCUGGACUAAAUACGGUAGAAAAUAAAUAAAUAAACAGAAAAUAAACGGAACUGGCAAGAAUGACAGUUCAAAAGUAGCUAAUAGGAAAAAAUUAGACAGUAAAUAGAUAUGGAGAAAAUAAGUUGAGAGGAACAUUUCGCAAGAUUAAAUAAGGUAGCUAAAACUCCUUAGGUAUAAGAUACAAAGAUAAUAUCAAUAAAAUAUGAGAGAAACAGAUAAGAAGAUAAAUGAAUCAACCACAGAAACCCACAGAAAGUAGAAGACAGUGGCACUCUGACCUGUACUGGUGUGAAGCAGCAAAGAAAGAGGCAGUGACAUCACGGGGAGGGACUUUUAUACCUUGUUAUCUUUUUUUCUGAUUGGUUACCCUGUUACUAUGUUAAAAAAAGUGCUGCUGUGAAGCUUAAGUAAAGAAAGUCUUAAGCAAAAUACGAAAAAUUACAAAACUGUCAUGUCCUCUCACUGUCUGCUCUCCAGCCCUGGCUUUUGAAAACGUCCAAGUUUAUGAAGUGUGCAGAAAUCUAUGCAAGACUUUACAAGAACUACAACAAUUUCUCUGAUACCAUAGAUCUAAAUAUAGAAGUGAUAUUGCAAGACAGAGAGAUAUUAUCAUUUUAUUUUAUAGUAUACUCAUUUUUAAUAAUGUUUUAAUAACUUUUUUUUUUUUUUUAUCUGUGUAAAUACAUCUAUACCACUGCAGUAAUUUGUCCUGGAAUUUACAACAUGGGAAAUGUUUGUUACAAUUAUUGUUUUCUUUUCUUUAAUGAAUGUUGAUGCAUAAAAACACAUCAUUUAUAUGUGUCGCAUGAGAACUACAUCUGUCUAGAAAGCUUAAAAAUUUUAGAAAGAGCAAAUUAGGUUAUAAUUUUGGCUGGCAUGCCUAAUAAAAACCAAAAACAUAUUUUUGUUGGAAGUUAUUUUUGUAUAUGUUGGUAUGUUUAAAUUAUCAUUCGCUGGAUACUAUAACGCUUGUUAUUUUAUACAGCUCUCCACUAACAUAGAGAUAACAUUAUUAAGAAAUGUUUUUAUUCUUUUAGGCAGAUCUUCAGACAGACAUAGAGGACCCAGCACUUGAAAGAUUUCUGUUGAGAAUUGCAAGAAAGGCAAGACCAGGUCAAAUCCUCGAGCUAAUUGCAAAACGAAGCAAAGGUAAAAAAAACACACAAAAAAAGUGAUCUACGUAGAAGUAAACAAGUUCACACGUUAAAACUAGUUUAGCCGGUGGCAUUGGCACUUGUACUGUGUUUACAGUGGGUUGUGAUAUUAAAUUUUAAGCCGUAGUAUGAAAACAAAGAGUUACAGGUUUAAUUCCUGGCAGAGAACUCGGCAUUUUUCUUUUCAAAUUUAAUUUAUUUCAAUUAACCCCUUAAAGACCAAAUGUUACACUUUAUAGCCAUAUAAUCUGGAUCUUAAACCUCAUAGAGAAUAUUGUGUAUUCAGUUUUGGGUUGAAUAUUAAUAAUGCAUUGGGAAGGGGAGUGCUUGGUAACCUAUCAAAACAGCUUGCACAAUAUAUACCGGAAGCAGAUCUCGGUCUUAAAGGGCAACUAUACCAGAAAUCCCAUGGAAAUAAAUGUGUUUAAAAAUUCAAGGAGCUUCUCUCCUGUUGAUUGUGAGGAUGUCACCGAUCUUAGAACAGACAACUCAUUGCUAGUUAGCAUGCUGAACAGAAAGCUCACAGCAAAUAGCCCUGCUCAGGAUCUUCUGUGUGUAAUGCAGAUUAAAAGAAUGGGAAACUGAAAUGGCAUUUGGGAAUAGUGCUCCCUUUGCAUACUUUAAAUAGAACUGAAUAAGAUUCAGCCAAAUGCAUUAAACGUUUAAAAUAGACAUCUUUAGCAGCGAUGACAUUUUCAACACUUUAUGAAGCAAAUGUCAAUUAAAGCAAACACAUAGCAAACAUGUACAAAAAUAAACUUUAAUUCAUUAUAAAUACAUCUGUUUGUAUCUCUACAGAGAUGCAAUGCUUACAUAGAUCAAAAAUAUGCUGGAUUUUGUUAAUGUAAAGUUCAGGUUAACAGAACUUUUGGAUUUCAAUUGUGAUUUAUUUUUUCUUCACAGAAUUUAAAAGGAAUUCUCCAAAACGUAUGUAUUUUGCUAAUUGAAUUCAUACCGUUGAUACUUUGAAUGUGAUAUUGUGCUUGGAAGAAUGAUAUAGAACAGAUAAGCAUAUUUUGUGUAAAAAUAAAAAUGGUAUUCAGUUACAAGAAUUAAGAUUCACGUAACAGAAAAAAAAAGUGUUUUGUCCACAUGAAUACAUAUCAGAGAGAGUUAUCUUUGUACCCCAAGUUUGCAGAUAAAUACAUAUAUAUCUGCAAACUUAUAUAUAUAUACACACUAUAAGAACAACAGUAUUGGGACACACCUCUUAAUUAUUAAAUUCAGGUGUUUCAAUCAGUCCCAUUGCUACAAGUGUAUAAAAUCAAGCUCCUAGCCAUGCAAUCUGCAUUUACGAGCUCAGUGAAUUCAAAUGUGGUACUCUGCUAGGAUACCACCUUUACAAUAAGUCAGUUCGUGAAAUUUAUUCCCUGCUAUUCCACAGUCAAUAUAAGUGGUAGUUUUGGAAAGUGGAAGUGUUUAGGAACAGCAGCAACUCAGCCAUGAAGUGAAAGAUGUAUAGUCACAAAGUCGUCAUGAAUGGGCAAAAAUUCAUAUACAAACACUCCAAAAUCUUGUGAAAAGCCUUGUCAAAGUGUAAGAGUGGAAGCUUUUAGAGCUGCAAAUGGGGCACCAACUACAUAUUAAUGUCUAUGUUACAAUGCAAUGUCAUAAAAGUCCCUCUUGGUGGGGGUGGGGUCUGGCGGUCGACAGAGCAAGACGCAUGUCACAGAGGCUCCUAGAAAAAAACACAUAAAAAUCCUCUAAAAACACAGUUAAGUGCAAUAUAGAAAGACCCUCGGCAACUCACCGACAUGGAGACAUUUCCUUAAUUCCAGUAGCGACUCUCCGUGCAAGUGGCGCGAGAACACGGCUGGUACAGUUUUAGGCCUACUCCUUCAGACGAGGCGGGGAAUGCGGCCGAUUCGUUGCUCUUCAACGGCGUGGCUGUCUGAGGGUCGUUUCCCUCGUUUGCCCCCUCACCAAUUUAGCAAUCAGCAACGCUCUGUGGACACACGCUAAAGUCUGCUGACCAAACAGCACUAGACAUGGGCCCACCCAAAAUGGCGGACGCUGUGAGUGCCCCAACUCACCAUGGCGGAACAACAUCACUCCUAAGCCACCUAGAUGCUGGAUGCUGGGAUUACGCAUUGGGAGGCAGUGGGGUUAAAUGCUGUGUGUGUAGCGUUUUAUAGCGAACUCAAAAUCAAAUCAGCCAAGUAGUCAUGGUGCUUGGAGUAUCACUUUCAGAUUAAUAACUAUCUUUGAUGCCUUCUGGCAGAAACUGCGUGCUAAGAUUAGUGCACCAAUCCCACCAGCUCCACACACAAGUCUCAGUUCACCUCAACAACAUGGCAGCCGACCAGCAGCUCAUGGAGCUAUACGAAUGCCCCUGAGAAAGCUAAUCCCACGCCGGCAGACCCUGGGGAGGAGAACGAGCUGGCCGUGGCAGAACAUUUAACCCCUUAAGAACACAUGACGUGUGACAUGUCAUGUUUCCCUUUUAUUCCAGAAGUUUGGUCCUUAAGUGGUUAAGCAGGGGUGGAACCAUUUGAGCUGGAAAAGAGGGGGUUGGCGACCUGACUACAAUCGCUGUGCAGCCUACCGGCAUUUGUGGUGCUAGCCCUGAGAACCAGCACGCACUUGGGGGACUGUGUACUUCCCAUGAAAGGCAUCAGCUGAUGGACACUCAUGGUGCUUAGUGGAUUUCACGUCAUUACCUUCCUGACUACCUACAGCAACUCAAGCAUACUGUUGCUGUUUAAUGUUUGUUUGGAUUUUUUCUUUCUUCUUUUCUUUCUCUUUGUUUUUACUUGUCCUCUCACUUCAUGUAUAUAUAAGUGGAAGCAUCCUGAGUCCAGUAUACAAGCUCAUUGGUGGCAUUCCCAUUGUGUAUUGUGUAAUGUGGUGUCAGUUAGUUUUGCUUUUAACCUCUUUUGGUAUAUUUUGUAGUUUUUUUUCUUGCCUGGCACACUUGUUUACUCUACUUUAUAUUAUAAAAAGUGCCAUACUCUUGACAUUUUAUGCAUUUAUGCAACUACUGCUGCGGUUUAUUAUCUUGAUAAAAUGCCUGUGCUCAUCUGUAAAUUUAGCUUGGCACAAUAAAAUAAAGAAAGUCAAAAAAAAUAAAAAAAAGUCCCUCUUAGUGUAAUUGUCAGGUGACCCAACACUUUUGUCCAUAUAGUGUAUAUCCUGGGAUUACGCAUUGGGAAGCAGUGGGGUUAAAUGCUGUGUGUGCAGCGUUUCAUAGGGAACUCAAAAUCAAAUCAGCCAAGUAGUCAUGGUGCUUGGAGUAUCCCUUUCAGAUUAAUAACUAAAAAUAAAAAGCAUUUAAAAGGGACCUAUUGUGCUUAUUUGUAUGUGAUAUUUAGGGUUACUCUCUCUAGGCUCCCGUAUCACACCAUCAAGUCCUCUAUAGGGACUAAUUUUUCCUCAUAAUCCCCAUUUUAACCUCAAUCACAAUCCGAAUCCUAAUCCCUAGCAAUAAUGUUGGUGAUUCCCUCUGCCAAUGUCAGUUUCGAUACCUAAUACUAAUGCUAAAUGUAAUCCUAAUCCCUAAACUAAUCUUAAUUGCAAGGUAUUCCCUCUGCUAAUAUCAGCACUGGUAUUAGCAAAAGAAAUUCUAAGUCAAAACAGCAGACAGCAAUAUGUUGCUGCCAACAACUGGCUGUUUUGCCGUGUUAUGCUGAAAACCCUGCAUUAGAAUUACACUAUGAUCAGUACCGAGCAACUGGCGAAGCCCAGAACAAUCAAAAUGGCAUGGAGGCAUGCAGGGAGACCCUGUCAGAGUCUGUGUAGAACCUUGUGGUCUCCCGCAGACAAGCUGCAAGCCCAGAAUCAAGGUGGCUGAGCUCAAUCACUCAGCCGUGGAGAUUUCAAUUGACUUAAAGAGCUGUCUAAAAAAAGUCCGUACUGGUAAAAUACAGCAUGACGGAAUGGUUCCAUCAAGGGUUCUAAGCGGUUUCUUUGGGAUCCUGGGUAUCAUUAAUCAAAUAAUUUCACAGUUGGAGCAAACCAUCAGACUUACAGUUAAACAGCUUUUGAAAAAUCUGCUUGAAAUAAUUUAGAAUUUAUUGAGGCCCCACAAAGUAAGGCUAGCUGGCAACUUUCAGCUGAUUAGCCAAAAUUACAAGAACAAUCUAAGCACAAUAAACACUACAUCGCACAUUGCGACUCUGGUACUACUACUAAUGCCAGAAUCUGUAGGUGCUGCCAUUUGUAACAUAUCCAAAGGUCAGCUCCUCUCCCGCCACUGCGAUAAUGGAAGUUAGCAAAAUAAUAUUAGCAGAUUAAAACAUGACUCAUUCAUGGUUUCAUUAAAAAGGCACUUUGUAAUGUUAAAUUAGCUUUAAUAUACCAGAGGCGGCUGGUGACACAUAAAUAAGUGUGGCGAUGCUCCCCUGCUCGAUUUAUUAGACUCUAACACUUAGCCUAUGAGAUGCCAUGCUCUGGUCAAAACCAGCUUCAUUUGCAGUCAUCAAUAAAGGGUAUAAUAGAAAAUACAGAUAUAAUAAUGACAGACAUGUUUUGACACACUUGUCACUAUCCCUUAGAAUGCCAAUAUUUGUGUUUAUUGAAAAAAAAAAAAGGUUGGUGCAACCCCACCAGCCCCUAUGGACCAGCCUCCUGCUAUAUGCUAUCUGUAUCUCCUAUUAGUUGAAACUUUUAUAAUCCCCUUUAGGAACAAUGCAUAGUGUCCCAAAUUGCUAAUAAUCUAAAUGUAAUAAUUAUGAAAAAUAACGAUUAGAAAAAUAAUUGACCCAACAAUAGAAUUGUCUACAUUGCAUAUGCAUACACAGGACUGUAUUUAACCUAUCAUAUUUCAUUUCAGGGCAAAACAGUAACUCCUUUGUUGGUUUGAUGGGUAAGCGAUCACUAAGUUCAGGUGAGUAGAUAUCUUAUUGAAUACUAUAACAUAUUCUCAACUGUUUUCGUUGGUCAUUUUAGGUAUACAUUAUAAUUAAAGGACCACUAUAGGCACCCAGACUACUUCAGCUUAAUGAAGUGGUCUGGGUGCCAGGUCCAGCUAGGGUUAACCCUUUUUUUAUAAACAUAGCAGUUUCAGAGAAACUGCUAUGUUUAUAAUAGGGUUAAUCCAGUCUCUAGUGGCUGUCUCUUGGCAGUUGCUAGAGGCGCUUGCGUGCUGCUCACUGUGAAAAUCUGGGCACUAUAGUGCCAGGAAAACGAGUAUGUUUAAGCAAAUGAUCCUUUAAGCAAAUGAUGUAAAACAGAGAACAUUCUAAAACAAUUUGCUUUCCUGACCAUUCAACCUGUGUAGUGUCUGAAAUAUAUAAAGUAACACUUCUACUACAAUUGAAACCACUGAACAGGUUAAGGAAAGAGAGUAGAUUCAAUUAUCAGAACAGAGGAGUAAAGAAUGUUACAAAGUUAAAUGCGGUAAGAGUUUAGGAUGUAAGUGAAUAAAAGGCUGUCAAAGUAGCCUAGAUGUAGUAAAGUACAGGCCAUGGAAAUGGAAUGGGUGAAAUAUAUAGAAGCAGAAUGUGUUAGAACAAUUCCAAACUUCUAAAACAUUCACCACUUUCUGAAUAGUGCAAAUUUAAUAUUCAUGAUAACUGUGGACUGCAUGAGUGGUGGGUUAAAACUUAGGUUACAUGUUAAAUAGCAAUGUGGAAGAAAUACCAGUAGAAGCAUUAAAUUAAUCAUGCUCAAUGUGAAAAAUCUUUUGUUUGACAUAAAGCUAUAUUUUUGGAGUCCAUGUGCUCCAACAGAGCUCAUUAAAGACUAGAGUUGAUCUCAAGACGCCCCCUGUAGGCCUAAUUAUUUUUAUCCUGCCGUGGUUGCCUUUAUCCAAAUGGCAGCCGAAGAAUUUAUUUAUUUUGCACAUUUUCUGCUUUGUGUCACAUUAUGUAAACUGGUACAGAGGUCAAGGUAUAAGACGGAAAAAUAUAGUGAGAUUGCAAGUAUGUUGUCCAGCGGGAGAGAACAGACCCCACAGCAGUGUAAGCAAGAAGUAAUGGGGUUUAAACAGUUGUGAUAAAAAUAACAGCUAAAAUGGAUAAAGUUAUGUUAUGUUUUUUUUCGGUAAAGUGAGUUCUAAUACUUCGAUAAUUAUUGAUAUUCAAAUAAUAACUUAUUCUUAUAGCUUUAUUUUACAAACCAUUAACAUUUCACCAUCUUCUCAGCACAUUCACCUCCAUUUCCAAAAUAUCAUAUUUUUUUUGGUAUAUUUCACCUUAUUUGUAAGGUUUUGGCCUAUCACUACUCUCUGCUCAACACUGCUGCUAGAGCAAAUUGUGAGGCAUUUGUUGAGCAGUUCCAGAUAGGAAGCUGGGCUAGUAGCAUCUGUGGAAUUCAACUUCAGAGUUAAACUGUACAAAAACUAUUUAAAACUUGAAGGUAAGACAUGGAUACUUCCUUAAUGCAUUGGCAUCAAAUAUUUCAAUUGCUUGAGAAGCGACAUCCAUUACUUCAUGUUUAUACCUUUUACUCCUUACAGCGAGAGGUUCAAAAUUUGUAUUCUCUUGUGGUUUUCUAUCACUAAAACAAUAACAUAAAAUAAUAACAUAGCACAAUUGGUGCCAAUAUUUAUAAGCCAUUUUUGAGCAAAUAUUUAUAUUUAAAAAAACAAUCUAAAUUCCAAUGUGCUUAAUAUGAUAUAAUUUGCUUUACAAUAAUUAUACAUUUUGACGCAAUUUACCAUGAUCAUUAAGAGGUAGCAGAAGGAAACAUUCAAUAAACUGCAUGUAUAAUUAAUGGCAUUAAUGAUAUUUUAAGUAGGUAAACCGAUUUGACCGGGCAGCUUUCUUAAGGGCAUGUGGUAAGAUAAUUAAAGGCAGACCUGUCAAUUCUAUCUCAUUUGUGUAUUAUUGAUCACUUAAUCAAUCAGCUGUUCACUUGAUCAAUGUAUUACACAUUUAACAUUGUCAAAACAAUCAAUUACUCAUUAUGCAACACCAGAAACAGAGGAAAGCCUAACUACUCUGGUGUUGUGUCCAAUAAAAUACGAAUUUAAUUAAGUCCCUUUCUGCACUCAACCCCCCUCAAUAUGUGUUUGCAUCGCAUGGUGGUGUCCUGGUUAAUAAACACAAUUUAAAUGUGCCAUAUACAACAUUGUGAAAAGAUUCCCACAUGUGCUCAUCUUCUACCCAUGGAUAUUAACUGACCAGGAACCAAAAAAAGAUUUACGAUCCUUAAAAUUAGGAGAUUUACACCCAUUGUAUCAUAGCUCCAGGGCAAUAGGAUUGGUUGGCCAACUAAAUUUAAAUUACAUUCCCCCAUUCAUUUUCUUUUCUCGCUACCAUCAUCAUGCAUAUUGUGAAGAAAGGUUUUUGUAGGUAAUAGGGGUCCUAGCAGUGUUUAGGUUUGUCUGGGCUUGGGGGCAUAGGAUCAAGUGAACGUGUCUACUUAUUUGUCUGUCGGUUAUUACAUACCUCUAUUAUUGACAACUUGAUCAUUGGCGUUCUUCCAGACAGAAGGGCAUAUAUUUAGGCAUUAUGGAACAAGAGAAGUAAAGAGCACCGCCUGUGGACUUCAGUUGAAUAUUUGUAGCACUUUAGAGUAAAGUAGAGUAAAGUAAUAUACAUGACCUGCCUAUGAGCUUACAAUCGAAUGGACAAUAUGGCACAAAAAGGGAGAAACACAAUAUGAGGAGUAUCAACAAACACUCUUUUUAGGUGUAGGCACUAAAAGAGUUAUUGAAAUGAUAAGCUGAUAAUUUGUGACUUUAUUCAGAUUAUGAUGUAUGGUCUAUGACUUAAGAUGAGGCCAGGAUGGGUAGGUGGAACACAAGGCAGUAUGUUGUUUUUUGUGGGAGAAGAGUCCAUGUUUCACAUAGGACCACACAGAGAACGCAGUUAAAGACGUUGCACUUGGGCUCUGUAGUUAACUAAUAACUGUUCUGCACUGUGUUAACCUGUUAUUGCUUCUUUAAAACAUGUAUAACUUAAUAUGAUGUUUUUUUGGCAAUGUUUAUAUUGCAAUGGAAAAUCCAUUCUUCAAUGCCUUGUUAUAAAAACAGGCUCUAUGGACUAGUCUUUGUAUAUGUCCGUUGUCUAUUUAAUAGAAUAAAGCUUUUCUUACUAAGUCAUGAUCAUGGAUGUGUUUCUACAUUAGAAAAAAAAUAAUAGUUUAGCUAUACUUGAGCGAGUGAUGCUUAAAGUAAUUUUAGAGAAUGGAUUUCGCAUCCUGAUAAGGCUUUAGUCUGACCAGCAUCUAUUGAAAAUACGUUUUAAACAAGAUAUCAGAGUGCAUUAACAAGACAAAAAUUGCCUUGUCUUCUGGGAUGUAUUGAAGAUGUACUUUGCAGCUGUAAUGGUUUAUUCAAGAUCUCAGUGGAAAGGUUUUUAAAGGUUUGCUGAGCAAUUUUGUUUCCUCAUCUACUCUUUAUGCCCUUGACAUGAACAAGAUGAUAUUCCAGAAAAAAAGAUUAUUACACAGUAUGAGAUAUGGAAUGGUUCCGGAAUUCUUGAAAGAUUCUAAUGGAGAAUAAUACAGAUUUAAAAAAUGUAACAGAAUGAAUGGUAUUUUAAAUUAACUUUGCAGUACAUUAGAUUGUGAUGAAAUGAAGAUACCUGACCAAUCAUGAUUAAGUGGCUAAUCCAGAAACACAUGAUGGCCAACGGAUGCAACCCUUUAUCACUGAUCAGUAAGGUUACUUGAUAUAAUAGAAUUAAUGGAGCACUUGCAGAAUAUAUAUUAAAAAAAAUAGUUAUUUCAUCCAAAGUAUGUUAAUAUGUUUCAGUAGGUUUUGUCUUUGAACAUAAUAAGUUUAUUGAAACAUUUAAAACCAUUCAAACAUAAAAAGGGCACUUUCAUUUUAUUUCAAUUUGUUUUGCACUAACUGAGCAAAUGUAAAAAAAAUUAUAAAAAGGGACACUUCAAACAAUUAAAGGGACACUUUAAGCACCAUAGCCUCUACUGCAUCCUGUAGUGGUUAUUGUAUCAGUAGUCCUCAUUUUUGAAUGGCUUGACUUCUACCUGGAUCUUCUGGAUGGUGGGAAAACAGUGUGCAUGACUAACAUUGUGAACAGAUUGCAAACUGUGCAGGUUAGGAGCUAAAGCAGCAAAUUGUUAUAUUGUGGACUAUUCAUUGCACUGUCAGUUGUUAUGAAUGCCUAAUGACUAUUAAUUCUUUUCCAGAAUCUGAAGAAAGUGCCAUGGACCUGGAUUUCAACAGGAGACGUUAACAAAUGUGUUCUAUGUAUUAUCUAUUUAUUUAACUAUGGCUUAAAGAUGUAAAAUAGACUGAUUAUGGUAAUGAAUGACUUAUUUAAUGAUAUUAGCUGCUAUAUAAAUAUAUAUUUAAAAAUAUAAUUCUGGAAUAUUUACAUCUGCUGUCAUGUUGUGUUUAAAAUGUGUGUGUUAUAUGUUUUAUCAUAACCUAUAAUUACGGCUUAAACUAUAAUAUAUGAUAAAUUGGAUCUGACCAGUAACUGUACUUUCUUUUUAUGAUAUGUCACUAAUAAAAAGAGACCUCUCUCAGUUAUUAAAGGGAUGCUAUAGUCAGCAAGACAACUUUUGCUUAAUGGAGCAUUUUUGAUGUGUAGAUCAUGCCCCUGCAAUCUCUCUGCUUGGUUUAUUUGCCAUUUAGGAGUUUAAUCACUUUGUUUAUACAGCCCUAGUCACACCUGCAUGUAACUUAACCUUACUAAACACUUCCUGUAAAGAGUCAUCUAAUGUUUACACUUAAUUUAUUGCAAAUUCUGUUUCAUUUAGAAUUUCUUAUCUCUGCUCUGUACUCUGUUAAUAGCUUGCUAGACCUUGCAGGAGCCUCCUGUGUGUAAUCUAAGUUUAAUUUACAGAGCAGAAGAUAAAAACUUUUAAAGUUACAUCUAAUUGAAAAUUGAGCAAUAUUUUUUCAUGCGGGUUGUGUGAGUUACAACCAGGGGAUGUGUGGCUAGGAUAAUGUAAUGUAAUUUAUCUGCUAAAUGGCAGAGAAUUGAGAAGUGCGAUUUCAGAUGCACGUUCUAUACACAAACAACUGCUUCAUUAAGCCAAGCUGUCUUGGCGACUUUAGUGUUCCUUUAACCCCUUAGGACCAAACUUCUGGAAUAAAAGGGAAUCAUAACAUGUCACACAUGUCAUGUGUCCUUAAGGGGUUAAAGAUUAUUUUACAUUGUAUAUCCCUCACAUUAGAACUACUGAUUCUUUGAGGCUGUGUAAAUGUAUUUUUUUAGCACCUACAUUUCUUUUUUAGAUACAAAAGCAAAGUUAACUUUUUGCAGCAAAAAUAGCACCUGCUUUGCUUGAUAAAGCUCCCGCAUUAAUACUGAUAUCACUAAAAGUGCAUCAGGGUAGUAAAACAGAUACAGCACUAUCCUGGAUCCCAGGGUGCACCUGGGCCUGAGGUUGUCCAAUCCUCACAAUGUAAUUUGCAGGAAAUAAAUUAUGGUCCAGGCACUCAAGGUAAAUCCAAAGUGAGCAGGUAUAUUGGAGCAGAUGAAAGCAAUGUUUUAGCCCACAACAGGGCCUUUGCCAACCUACCAUUUGCACAGCAAUAUAACACAUGGUAGGGAGAUUUGAGGUGACCUCCAAUCAAUCUUUCAUUAACUGUGCAUACAUUUAGCACUUAUAUUUUUUAACUCAUACUGGUUACAUGUUAUCAUUUACACAGAAUACAUAUACAAACAUAAUUAUCCUAUUUCCAGUUUUGUAACCCACCAAGCUUAUAAUUUGGUGUGAAGCUUGAAAACCAAAAUCCAUUUUUUUAUUUUGCAUAAUUUUAAUGAGAAUGAAUUACACUGCACACAUGCCAAUGGAAAUUGAGGUUGAAUAAAUGUUCAAUGUAAUAAAUUUUACUUUUUAGUUCUCAACCUAUUUCAUCUUUUUAGUGAAUAAACCCCAAUACUGAGAUUGGGGGUUUAUACUGUAAUGUAAGGUAUUUGCUAACACA
This is a messenger RNA of Pelobates cultripes (western spadefoot toad), 26522 nucleotides long. The record is from the annotation of a GenBank genome assembly. NCBI's taxonomy places the organism in Eukaryota, Metazoa, Chordata, Amphibia, Anura, Pelobatidae.